UUCUCUCUUGGGCUGGCAUCUGAGCAUCAUGGGAUCUUGGCUGGCUUGUGAGGAGCAAGAAAUUUAAUCCUAAACUCUGAGCUUCAGACUCCUGGGUUUCACAUCCUCUACCUCUGAAGGAAAAGACGCCUGACUUCCUCUUUGGUAGGAAACAUGGUAGACUUUCCCUGGGAAGGAAGACGGGUCAGGAUUCCCGACUUCACCCACCUGAUUGACCUGGCAUCUGAGAACAUAGGAGGCAAGGUUUUAUUUUCAACAGAUGACUUUUUUGCUCCUGCAGAAAACCUUAUAAAGAGUGAAAGCCCAAUAUUUAAAGAACAUGAAUAUACUGAGUUUGGGAAAUGGAUGGACGGAUGGGAGACCAGGAGGAAAAGGAUUCCAGGUCAUGAUUGGUGCAUCAUCAAGCUGGGAGUACAAGGGACUAUCCGGGGCUUUGAUGUGGACGUCUCUUACUUCAUAGGAGAUUAUGCUCCUCGAAUAUCCAUUCAAGCAGCUAACCUCGAAGAAGAUAAGCAACCACAAGUCCCACAAAGAGGAAUCAGGACAGGAACCGCAGCUAGCCCUCAGGAAUUUGAGAUCAUUGCUAAGCUAAACUCCAAUGACUGGGAUUACUUGGUUCCCAUGACAGAGCUAAAGCCAGGAAAGCCUGCUUCCAGUCACAAUUAUUUUGCUGUUAAUUCUCAGCAAAGAUGGACUCACAUAAGACUCAACAUUUUCCCAGAUGGUGGAAUAGCACGUCUCAGAGUGUAUGGUACUGGACAAAAGGACUGGACUGCAACUGACCCCUCGGAACCAGUAGACCUAGUGGCUCUCUCUUUUGGGGGUACCUGUGUGGGAUUUAGCAAUGCACACUUUGGGCACCCAAAUAAUAUGAUAGGAACAGGACCGGCUAAGUCCAUAGCAGAUGGCUGGGAAACUGCAAGAAGGCUGGACAGACCCCCUAUAUUAGAGAAUGAUGAGAAUGGCAUUCUCCUUGUUCAGGGUUCUGAAUGGGCAGUAUUCCGACUGGCACACCCUGGAGUAAUAACUCAAAUUGAAAUUGAUACAAAACAUUUUAAAGGGAAUUCUCCAGAUAGCUGCAAGCUGGAUGGCUGCGUCUUGACAACACAGGAGGAGGAAGAUAUGAUCAAGCAAAAGUGGGAUCUUCCAGGUCACAGGUGGAAGCCACUGCUCCCAGUCACAAAGCUGUCUGCCAACGAAAGCCACAUGUUUGACAGCCUGACCCUUGAGCUCCAGGAUGUGAUCACUCAUGUGAAGUUCACGAUCAUUCCAGAUGGGGGCGUGAGCCGCCUCAGACUCAAGGGCUUCCCCAGCUCCAUUUGCCUCCUGCGCCCUCGGGAAAAGCCCAUGAUGAGGUUUUCAGUUAAAGCGGGGUUCAGAGCGAACCUUUAGUCCCAUUCAAGAUCAUGAGCUAUUACUUGAUUGCUGAAUCAUUCUUUAAAGUGUUUUACACACCUGCACCUUCCUGGUGAUUUAAUAAAGUGGUCACUCUCAUUA
Messenger RNA from Erinaceus europaeus (western European hedgehog), 1497 nucleotides. It is a transcript of the gene ALLC, whose product is annotated as allantoicase. Gene Ontology annotation, molecular function: allantoicase activity. The coding region runs from base 154 to 1392 and encodes 412 amino acids. Gene Ontology annotation, biological process: allantoin catabolic process. The record is from RefSeq and is a predicted model, not a curated record. The transcript is spliced from 12 exons. Lineage: Eukaryota; Metazoa; Chordata; Mammalia; Eulipotyphla; Erinaceidae.